Molecule: messenger RNA, 1695 nt
Organism: Ochlerotatus camptorhynchus
Lineage: Eukaryota; Metazoa; Arthropoda; Insecta; Diptera; Culicidae
Gene: PIG-Q
Product: phosphatidylinositol glycan anchor biosynthesis class Q
Exons: 5
Coding region: 88-1680 (530 amino acids)
Biological process (GO): GPI anchor biosynthetic process
Cellular component (GO): membrane; endoplasmic reticulum
Source: RefSeq, a predicted model, not a curated record
GUUCUCAACAAACUUACUGUUAACGAAGGACUGUUUUGCUAGUUUCAAAUCAAUUUUCGGUGUAAAAAUGGUCCCACAAACGCAAAAAUGAACGUAAAAAUCUACCUCUCAUCGAAGCUGGUCGAACACUGCACGUUCUGCCAGCUGUUCGGCGUGAUCGAAGUGCAGCGGGACGAGAUUCGCUUUGCCGUGCUGGACAGCAAGCUGCUUCCGGGGACGUAUCUGAUAGGGGAGAUCUGCAGCGAGUCGGACUACCGGCGGCUUCAGGAAGCGGAUCCGGCGACCACCAACCGGGACAUCCUGCUGCAGGAGGAGAACUUCCUCCGGCUGUCGAUAUCGGACCGGGGUAGGAUCAAGCAUGUCACCACAAAGGUGAAGGGAGUGACCAUCGAGACGCUGAACAAGGUGCUGAUCAUCUACGACGAGAAAGGAUUCUCGAACUUGGCCGAGAACCAGCUGCAGGUGGACGAGAAUGACAAUGAUCUGUUGCAUUUGGCCCGGCUGAUCAAGUCUUCGAAACCGCACCGGAACUCGGCCGUGCAGGAUCUGCUGGCCUAUGCUGCGGGGUGCCGGAUGGCGAUGGGGAUGGCCUAUUUGAUGAGGCCGUUGGUGGCGGUUUUGAGGAUAUUUCUCAGGAAAACUGCUCUGUUCUAUCAUUUCUCGGAGUGGUGCGACAGUAUUAGGAGUAAAGGAUUCGAGGGCGCCAAAUGGGCUCUGCUGUUCGACAUCGGCUUCGGCGUGGCAGUUCUAUCGUUGGUUCUGUACUUUGGUAACCCGGGUGUCCAUUUCAUGCAGUAUGCUGAGUUAGUAGUGCACUACCUUCGGGAGCUGCUUCAAACCCUGCGGGGAAGUCCCAUCGGCUUGAAGCUGAACGCCCCGCUCAACGACUUCUUCCUCAACUGUUUCCUGUACCACGUGGACCUCUGGUGGACCUUCCUCAUCAUCGUCUCCCCAGCGAUCCAUUUCCUGUUCAUACCCCUGUCGAUUCUGGGUCUCUUCGGACUGUCAUUCCAGCUGGCCAUGUUGUCGGAUUUAAUCAUCCUGAUCAGCUUGCACGCGCACUGCUUCUACAUCUACGCUGCCGUCUUGUACCGAAUCGAAAUCGGUGGCAUUAGAGCCCUCUGCCGGAUCGUGCUGGGGAAAAAGAAGAACGUCCUACGCGAUCGUGUCGAAUCGCACGAGUACAUGAAUCGGCAGUUGUUCCUGGCCACGAUGACCUUUGCCGUGCUACUCUUUCUGCUUCCAACGAUCCUUGUGUACUACGUUGUCUUCGCCACGCUCCGAUUCGCGAUCUACUGCGUAUCGUUCGCCUUGAUGACGGUCCGGCGCAUGAUUCUGCAGUUUCCGUUUGACGGGAUGAUCCGGUGGCUGCGGAGGACCUACACCAAUCUGGACAGCAUGGAAAUCUACAACAUCGGAUCGUACUCGAAGGAGAACAUCACCAUCAUCUAUAUCGCUCCGCGAUCGAGCAGUUUUUGGGGCAGCUUGAGUUGGAGCAAUCAAAGGACGACUCCAACCAGCACGGAGGGCGACGUUGACGGUAGUGGAGGCAAGGAGCGGAUUGUGCGUCCGAUGGCGAUGGGUACCAUCUCGAUUGGGCAGUUUUUUGCCAGUCUGGUCCGCGGAGAGAUGGUUCCGUUUAUACAACCCGACGAGAGUGUGCAUUUGAAGGUGGAAUAAACGAGUAAAUAGCUU